GGCACCGUCCGCGCCGACGGUUCCAUCACCCUCAUCCGGGGGGGCCCCGUCACCGCCCUGGUGGACACGGGGGGACCCUGGGACCGCGACCGCCUGCUGGAGCUGUUGGCCGCCCAAGGGUUGUCCCCCAACAGCGUCACCCACGUGGUUUGUACCCACGGCCACUCGGACCACGCGGGGAACGUCAACCUCUUCCCCGCCGCCACCUUGGCGGUGGGGUUGGACCUGAGCCGCGGCGACGGGCGCUACCUCCCCCACGGCUUGGCCGAGGGGCGUCCCUACGUCCUCCACCCCGCCGGCCUCGAGGUGACGGCCACCCCGGGCCACACGCCGGACCACGUCAGCGUGGUGGUACGCGGUACCGCCCUGGGGACCGUGGUGGUGGCCGGGGACUUGUUCGAGAGGGAGGAAGACGAGGAGGAGUGGCGGGCGUUGAGCCAAGACCCGCGGAAGCAAGAGCGAAGCCGGCGCCGGGUGUUGGCCGUGGCUGACGUCAUCGUGCCGGGGCACGGCCCCCCCUUCCGCGUCUGCAGGGAGCGGGGCGACGGCGACG
Molecule: messenger RNA, 553 nt
Organism: Nipponia nippon (crested ibis)
Lineage: Eukaryota; Metazoa; Chordata; Aves; Pelecaniformes; Threskiornithidae
Source: RefSeq, a predicted model, not a curated record